Molecule: messenger RNA, 1440 nt
Organism: Drosophila teissieri
Lineage: Eukaryota; Metazoa; Arthropoda; Insecta; Diptera; Drosophilidae
Exons: 5
Coding region: 1-1440 (479 amino acids)
Source: RefSeq, a predicted model, not a curated record
AUGCGAAAGUUUAAAAGAAAGGUUUACCGCGAAUAUGAAAAUUUCGUGCGACCCAAGACCCAUGUGGAACCGGAGCCUCCAAAGCCCAUUAACUUAUCGAUUGAGGACUUCAAUGCGCGCGGAGAAAUCGCCAAUCCGCGUGCCCCUUGUGUGGUUACCACCAUCGACCCCGAUUACAUCAAAGACGCCAGUUCGCAGCGUUUGGCACGAAAAUUUCGUAUGAAAACGGACAUACUACUCUUGAGGGGGAUUACCCGCAACCGCUUUAUGUACUAUGCCACGCAAGAACUUUUUUUGGACCGAAAACGAGAGAAGGAAUACCAGGACAAUCUAUACGAGAAGUCGGAGGAAUUUCACAAGUUUGCAGACGACUCGCUCAAGAAAAUGGAGGCGGAGGAGUUUAAGAAAAUGCUAGAGGCGCAAGAAAAGCUGAAGAUCCUAAAGGAGAGCAAAUUAAGCGAGGAGCUUAACGAGGUGAAGCUGGAGCACCAGCGAGUGCUGAUGGAGGUGCAGGAAGUCUACGGUCGCUUUCAGUAUUUGCUCAAGCUAAUCAGCUACUUUGAUGACACAGUUGAAGAGGAGCAAGCGGAAGGAGAUGAUGCCAACAAUAAACUUAGCAUGCCGCAGCAAAUCGUCGCUAUGGAGAUCACUGAACGACAUCCAGCGGGUCUCGAACAAGUGCGUCAAGUGCAAAACUACAUGGAGAAGAUAGUGCGACCGUAUUUGGCAAAGCGGAAUCAUCUCAAUGCGGAGAUCUGGAUACGUGGCUAUGAGCGAAAUCGCCUAAAGGUGUCCAACUACAAUAGGCGCUUUUCACAGUUGGCACUCCUGAACCACAUCGUAGCCAUCCUGCAAGACAAGGCCCAAAAGACAUACGAACGCCAGGUGAAAGCCAAUGUGUUCCUCAAGGACCCAGAGUUCCUGCAGCGACGUGUGGCAGGUCUUCAGGGGCGUGCCAAGGGGCUAUUGAAUGACUACGAGCAGAGAUACAGCAAGGACAAGCUGAAUAUCAAGCUAAAUAGCAUAAUACCAGUGAUCCUCAAGCAAAUCCAAAACAAAGUUAAGCCGGAGCAAAAGCGAGAGGGAACGCUGCCGCCAACCAAGUCAGCAGCCCAGAAGUCGUCCAAGCAAUGGCGCACUCUGGAAGACAUGCAGCCUCCGCCGCCGCCACCCAAGUCCACGUACGAGGACGAACAGGACACGACUCUUGCCAAGGUGGAGAAAAUCCAGGGCUACGUUCUGGAACUCUUGGCCAAACUGGACCACAUUGAGCCGCGCAAGCUGCGUAGCGUCGAGCAGCAGGUUCGACGUCGCAUGGCAGCGGACAAGGAGAUGUCCCGCCGUGCGUUAGUUAAGCAGAACCGACUACACAACUGGAUGGCGCAUUUCAAGAAGCAUCACGAUCAGCAGGUUGAGCAGCGAUGGAAGAACAAAGUCUAA